AUGGGGAGAGGUCCAAGUACUUGCUGGGACAGAGUCACGCUGCCACCUCCGUCCCCUCCACCAUACCUCAACAGGGGUCCAGGGCUCACCCCACCCAGCACCCCCACUCUUACACCUAUGGCCGGCCCCCCGACAGACUACCUCACGCCCCCUACUCCCAGGCUGCCCCUGCAGCCAUCCCCUCCACCCCCCACCAGCAGCCAGCCAGCCCCUCACCUGCCCCAGCCCCACCACCAGCAGAAGCAGGAGCACCACCGGUCAUCGUCCCAGUACCCUGCCUACCCACACUCCGUCAAGGGAGCUGCCACAUUGGGCUUCCCCACGCCCCACCAGACCUACCCCUACUCCCACCACCGGUCAGAGUCCAACCACAACCUGUACUCCCACAAGAGGACCAGCCAGGUGUCCCCUCACCCAGCUAGCUCCCCACACCCAUCUGUGUCCCCCCACCCAUCAGCCUCCCCCCACCUGUCAGCCUCUCCUCACCCAUCAGCCUCACCCCACAUGUCAGGGUCCCCUCACCCACUGGCAGCCUCUCCACGUCCCGGGGUGUCUCCUCACCCAGUUCAGCAGGGAAGGACACCCCAGUCCUCCCCUCAUCCUGCCCAGAGACUGCCCACCAGCUCCCCAGCACAGCUCCCCAGCCACAGCUAUCCCAACAGUCUGCCACCAAGCCCUUACUCCACCCACCAGACCACACCACCAUCCAGCACAGCCCCUCCUACCCACCUGGCCCACCCAUCCCACCAGGCCAAGUCCCCAGGGUCUCAUGUCCCCCAACCGUCUGCACACUCAGCCACAUCUCAGCCACACAUCAGCAGACCCCAGCCAGCCAACCCACCCAGUGCCUCCCUCCCACAGUAUCCUGAGUAUCCCCCACAGGAUCACCUUCCACAGACACACCCCUUGCCCUACCCAUCCCACCUCCCCCAUGGGUACACCUCACCCUACCUCCACCACAUCCAGUCAGCCACAUCCGCUCACACCCGCACUCCGCACUCCACCCAACCUUAUCCUUCCUCCCAGCUUCCCCCACCAGCCCAGCCUCACCCACCUGCCCAGCCUCACCCAUCAGCCUCACCCAUCAGCCCAGCCUCACCAGUCUUAUCCAUCCAGCCAGCCUCACCCAGCCUCAAAAAUGCAUCCACCAUCUUCCCAACAUCAUCCAGUCUCACAGAACCAUCCACCUUCCUCUCAGCCACCACCACCAACCUCCCACACUCACUCUUCCACCUCAGAAACUCAUCCACCUUCCCAUUCCUCAUCUUCCCAGCCACCUACAUCUCAGCUUCCCUCAUCCACCUCACAGACCCACACUCCAUCUCAUGCCCAGACUCAUCCACUCACUUCAGAGGUUCACACACCAUCACAAGUUGCAACAUCCCAAUCGCUAACUCUCAUUCCUCAAGUACUCAUUCUCAGCCCUAUGCUCCUCCUCAUUCCUCCCAAUCCACCUCUCAUUCUACUCCCACCUCUGUUCAUUCCUCACAACCCUCCCCUUCUCAUUCCACUCAUUCUCCUUCUUCUACUAAUUCUGUGCCUGUCUCCUCCACUCAUAACACUCAGCCCUCUCCCUCAGCCCAGCCGCAGUCCACCUAUUCCACACAGCCUUCUACUACUCAUUCCAGUCAACCUCCAUCCUCCUCCACACACAUUCCACCUAAUUCAUCCUCCUCCUCACAUCCUAGUCAUGCCCCACCACACAUCUCCACUGGUCACUCCUCGUACACUCCUCCAGCUGCCCGUGUUCCAUCCCACGUCACCCAACCACAUCACCCGCCAUCUACACCUCAUCUUAGUCACCCUCAACCUCCUCCACACUCUUCCUAUCCUCAUCCUUCCCAGCCUCAUCCUUCCCAGCCUCCCACACAAACUCCUCCUCACCCAACGCAUCCUAGCCAAGCCGCACACCCAUCUCAUCACCCUCACAGUUCCUACACCCCCGCUCCCCCUCCUCCCUCACACCCUCACCCCUAUGCUCAAGGUUAUCAUCACCCUACUCAUCCCUAUUCUUACCUCACCCAGGGCCACCCACACCCCUCCCUCACACACUCCACCCCACCCACCACUCAGCCUUCUCAGACAUCACCCAGAUCCACCCCAGCUCCUCCCCACCCCCCAGCACACCAUCUUCACCCCUCCCAUCCUUACCCUCAGCAUUCUCAGUCCUAUUAUCCCCACCAGCCCUAUGCUCACUCCUCCCAGGGCCAGCCUCACCCCCCAGCCUCACACUACCCUCGCAGCCACAACCAGCCUGCCUCCCAGCCUGCCAGGAGCCAUUCCACACACUCCAUCCCUCCCCAGGUGCGGCCUCCCCACACCCCUGCCCAGCCCAGCCACUCCCUCUACCCUGCCCAGUCCCCCUCAGCAGCCCCACACACUCCACAGCCUGGCCACAGACCCUCCCCCCACACUCCACAGACCCACCCUGCUCAAGCCCCUCCCCACCACCCCCACUACCAGGCCACCAGACUACCCCACCCCACUGUCAAGAUGGAGAGUGUCCCUGGAGGCUCCCAGUACAUGGGCUAUAUGUACCCUUCCUCCCAGUACGGUCCCCCGCGACCUGAGGCAGCCCCGGGGAAGGGCUACCCAGACCCCACUGCACCCCAGCUUCCAUCACCAGGCCCCAGGGUGUCCCAGGAGGGUGAAGUGUCCCGUGUGUACACAAAAGGUGAACAAAAAUCCUACGACCCACCGAGUGGUGGGAUGGCAAAGCCAGAGUCCUGGUCAGCCCAUCCCACCAGCACCCCAGCCACUGACACCAAGGAGGCUGUGCCUGAAGGCAGUUCCCGGCUAGCAACUUACCCAGCACCACCUGCCCAGCCUGAGGCACACAAGACUUCCACUGUGUUUGAGUUCAAAGAAGAGGACAGCACCCAACUGGAGCAGCCCCAGUCCAGCAGCAAAGUGUUGGAGCCGGGCAAGGCUGCAUUGGCAGAGAAACUGCACAAGAAGAUCCACCGGGUGGAGAGCCAGGAGAACCUGGCUGCCAAGAAGGAGAGCAGCCAGGAGCCUGCCCCAGCCAAGAAGGAGGAGGUGAAGCCUGAGGAGAAUGAGUGGGAUUCUGGCUUUAACAAGUUGCUGGAUGACCUCGCUCUGAACCCUGACACUGUGACCAGCAAGAAGAGCAAGACGUUAGGACGGAGGUACUUGCAGAAGGUUCAGAUCCAGGAGGCCAUUGAUAAUGACCUCAUAGCUCUGCCCACAUCCUAUGCUGUGGAGGAGGAGGAAGAGGAGAGUGAGCCAGAACCCCCAGUGAAGUUCAGAGGGAAGUUCAAAAGUAUAAAAGACAAGAAGGUGGAGCGCCUCAUCCUGACCUACGCCUCACACUCGGACGAGAGUGCCACCGAGAUGAUUCCCGACGAGGAUGCCAGCGACUUUGAGGAGGAGCUGAAGCGGGAGAUCCGUUCCAAAGACAAACGAAGAAGCCAACACAAGAAAUCCUGCAAGAACUACGAGAGCAGUGGAAGCGAAGUCGGCCGUAAGUCGAGCAGCAGCAGGAAGGGUGGAGGCCGUGGGCAGAACAAGGAAAACAAGCCAAAUAACAAACAAGACUUAGAAUAUUCAUACAGCAGCAGCAACAGCAGUGGCAGCAGCAGCAAUAGCAGUAGUGACAGUAGUGGGAGCGACUCCAACAAUGAUUCGGACAGUGAUGACUCGGACUCUGACGAGGAACUGAAGCCAAAGAUAAGGAAGAACCGGCGAGGAAAGAAGUGGGACAGCGAGAGCACAGACUCCGAGGUGAUAAUUCCCAGACGCCGGACCCGAGGAGGCUACAGGUCUUCAAGUGAGGAGGAGGUGGUCCGCAAACCAUCGCAGAAGAACAAGAAGAGAAGAAAGAAGCAAGACUCCAGUGACUCAGACGAUGUUCCACCAAAAAUGAGGAGAGGGAAGAGGAAGAAAAAGCUUGACUCGGAUGAUGAUGAGUAUGUUGCGCCGAGAAGAGGAAAGAAGAAAGCGAGUGGCAGAAAGAGACAGAAGAAAAGAAUACAGGAGGACUCUGACGAGGCUUCUGAAGAGGAAGAAGAGGAAGAGGUGACAAAGAAGACAAGAUCAAGGAAGAAGAAAGCUCCAGUAACCAAAAAGAGCAGGAGUAAACGUCUAGUGAGCGAGUCAUCGUCUUCAGACUCGGAGGAGGAGGGAAGUGUGAGGAGAACCAAGAAAGUGACGGGCAAGAGGAAAAAAGGAAGCAGGAAGAAACAGAAGAAGGAAGAGGACUCUAGUGAUAACUCUGACAUUCCAACCACCAAGAAGAGUCACUCGAAGACCAACAUCAUUGUGGAGAGUGACAACAGCGAUGACUCGAAGAAGAGUGAACCUGAAGAUAAGAAGGAGAGUGAAAAGUCCUCGUCCAAGGAGAAAUCUGAUGAGGAAAGUUCAUCAGCGGAAAAGAUUAAGAAAGAAAAGAAAGUAAAGUCAGAAGAGGAGGAUGAAGAGCAGGAGGAAGAGGGAAGCAUCAAGGUUAAUGAAAAGCAACAGGAGGAGCAAGAGGUGGGGGAUGAGGAGGAGGAGGAAGAUGAGGAUGAUGAAGAUGAUGAUGAGAUUGAUCUCAGAAAAGAUUCAGUGGUGGAAAAACUGAAUAAAAUAAGAGAGGAGGAACUGAAUAGGGAAGACGUGAGAGAGAUGAAGGCUUGGUUCAACGAGGUGACCAACGACAUGAAGCAGCAGCUGGGGAGCAUGAAGGAGGUGGCUCUCAGGCACUGCUGGAAGAAGCCUCAAUUUGGGGCUGGGGAGGACUUUCUGCACGGGUGGCAGACAGAUGUCAAGAAGUACAAGGAGUUGACCGGCAGGUUCCCCAAGAAGCUGUGCCAGGCUGCCAAACACCAGGCCGCCCUGUCGCCAAGCAAGGGGUCGAGCAAGAAGAACCGUGAUCACGACUCAGGAAAGGAUCCGAACCAGAAGCAAGGGUCCUCACCAGCCAAGAACACUCGCAGCAAAUCUGGCAUCAUCAAGACCAGCAUGUCGGUGGUGGACGACGAGCGGCUGAAGGUUGCGGCGCGGCCGGAAAUCAGUAGUGUCAUGCAGAGGUUCUUUGACAAGGUUCUGGCAGACUCUGGCAAUGACUGUGGCAAGGGAGGACUCUCAGGGAAGAAGUUCCACCUUGGCCCAUUCUCAGGAUUUGGUGCCCAGCGCGUCCCAACUGGCCUCACCCCAACGCCCUCUGUGGCCCCGUCCAUGAUGGCCAGCGAUGACUCCGACCUGGAUUCCCUUGCCAGCCUGAGGACGGACCUCCCAGCCUCAGACAGCAUCCCUGUGUCCAGGAGGUCCAUUGCCAGCAGCCUCCUCAAGAAGUUUGGACGGAAGUAUAAUGACAAGAAGCUCAAUGCCCUGUACCUGAACAAGCCCAGAUCCAUCCUGGCAGCCACCAACAAGCCCCAGCUGCUGCCCACGCCUGGUAUGCCCACCACGGAGCAGGACCUCAAGGGCAUGUCACCUGAUGAGCUCAAGAUGGCGACCUUCUUCAGGAGAGAGACAGUGAACAACUACAGAGACAACUUUGAGGUGAUCGUGACCAAGAAUGGAAUCAAUGAGUUCAUCCCCAUCCUGUACCAGUCCAGGACGCGCAACAAGACCAAGCAGAUACAGGACGCUGCCACCCUCAAGUCAGUGUUUGGUUCGGACAUCCCUCCUCACCUCCUGAAGAAGGUGGAGGAGAUCAAGACCAAGAAGCAGCUCAAGAAAGCACAAAAGAAGGAGGAGGCCAAAGUAGGGACCAAGGAGGAUGGUUCUCCUGUCCCUGGGAGUCGAGCCAGCACGCCGGCAGGCUCUCUCAUGGCCCCAGGGGAGGAGGAUGACGAUUCAGAACUAAGGAGUGAGCGGUCAGGGUCCGUGCUGGGUGAGUCCUCAGUCCCGCAGGCUACCAAGCGGGCCAAGAGGAAGUUCAGGAAGUUCAGGAGUGGGUUUGACUACAUCAGGAAGAAGAAGAAAGUAAAGGCGGAUGAUGAGGCAACACCAUCCAGGAAACGCAUUCCUGUCCGGAGGCACGUCAACUGGCCGGAGGAGAGCCGUGACGUGGCGGCCGAGGUGCGCAGCUGGGUGGUGAACAAAGGCCUGGGGGAGACGGUCCUGCACAAAGCUGCCCGUCUGCAGUACCAUGAUGUGGUGGUGUACUGUGCUGAGAGUCCAGACUUUGACAUCAAUGUUCGGGACAAUGCUGGGUACACUCCCCUGCAUGAGGCUUGCAACAGAGGCCACCUGGAUAUUGCACAGGUGUUGUGUGCCCACGGUGCCCAUGUCAACGCCCCGGGCUACAAGGGCAUGCGGCCACUGCAUGAGGCCGUGGAGAAUGGACAUGGGGAGCUGGCCCGCCUGCUGCUGGCCUAUGGGGCUGAUCCGGCCCUCACCACCUAUGCCGGUCAGACCUGCUUGGCUCUCUGUGCUGACACUCAGACCCUGGAGCUGAUGGAGGGCUACCUGGCAGACCUCAAGGGCUGGCCAGGCACCAUGUGGCACUUCACUGGCCCAGCGAGACUCUUUGACCCUGAGGAGCAAGGGUGUGAUGUGUUCCGCAACAUCCCAGAGGGCAAGCUGAGGGCGAGGGAGAGCAACUUGUGCCCAAAGAGACAAGCGGUGGAGGGUUCGGUGGAAACUCCCUGUGUGGUGAAGACUGAGGACAUGACCCAAGACUGCAGUGAAGAGAACGCACUGAAGAGCGCGGAGAAACUUGCCUCAGAGACAGGAGGAACUGCCAAGGAAGGAGGAGACAUUCCUUCUGGGGCAGAAAACAGCAGCAUGAGUGUGGUGUCCAUAAAGAAGGAAAUCACAACUGAGGACCAAGUAGAUGGAGAGAAGGAGGAGGAAUUACAAAAGGUGGAAAUGGAGAGAAAAACUCAGGAAGAGGAGGAGAGUGAGGAGUCAGACCUGGAGGAGAUGACAUUUAUGUGGAGUGAGGAGCCAAUAGUGGACAUUUAUGAGGUGGAGGGACGGCCACACCAGUACUGUCUGCUGCGGGAGGUGACGCGGCGGCUUGGGGUGAGUCGCCGGGACCUCAUCGUGGCGGCCAAGACCAUCGAGACCCUCAUGGUGUCCCCAGAGGAGUUUGAGAGCCGUGUGUACAGCUGUGUGUGCGGUACGUCGCGCUGGCAGCCGGAUGGGGGCCGUGUGGAACUGGUCCGGUUGACGGCCGCCCUGGAGCGCCUGCUUGGCCUGCAGACGGUGGUCGUGCGGUGAGCAGUGGCCAAGAGGAGCAGGGAGUCACUUUUUUACUUACGUACGUUGAUGUUUUAAUCAACGUUGCAUUUCCCAAAUGCCGAGACCUUCACUUAGCAUUGUUACCGUGAUUGACAAUGAUUGAUAGGCCACGUUUGCAUGUGUGUGUGUACGUGUGUGUGUGCGCGUGUGUGCUUCAUGUUUGUGUACAUGUUAUACAUGUAUGCAUACAUGAAAUAAUAUUCUGCAGAGAUAACUUACUCUGUGAUACAUUUUAUCAAAGAUUUACAUAAACUGUGAUAGAUCUCGAGGAGGGAUAGAGUGAGAGAGAGAGAGAGAGGCAGAGGGAGGGAAGCCCAGCAAUGGCAAGGAGAUGACUGCCCUGUUUUUUCCACGCCACGAAGACCUCGGCUGCCAGAGACUAUUUUUACCUUGACGUAUUGGCCGGGCGGGGCCGAGGCGUCGGUGGCGGGCGGGUGAGUGCAAUGGGCAGGCGGGGCGAGGCGGGGCCCCACUGGUGGUGCGAGAGAUUACUACUCUGUACAAAUGAUGCUUACCACAGGCUAGCAGUAGUGUACAUAAUGAGUCUGGGUGUUAGUAGCAGAACCUUCACAUCAGAUGACUGUUAAUAAAUGUUUUAAUGAAAGAUUAUUAAUUAUUAUAAUUAUUAUCAUUAUCAUCAUCAUAAUCAUUAUUUCUGCUGCUGCUGCUGCUGCUGCUGCUGUAAUAUUAUAAUAAUUAUUAUUGAAGUAACUUAUCUUGCUUGUCGUGUGUCUGUCUGUGUGAGUAUGCAGAUGUGUGAGUAAUGUGCAAUUGAACUUAAAUAUAUUUUCUAUGUAAUGUAUUGCCAUGUAAAUAUAUAUUCAGAAAUAUAUGAA
Molecule: messenger RNA, 8030 nt
Organism: Portunus trituberculatus (swimming crab)
Lineage: Eukaryota; Metazoa; Arthropoda; Malacostraca; Decapoda; Portunidae
Product: protein piccolo-like
Exons: 8
Coding region: 1-7173 (2390 amino acids)
Biological process (GO): negative regulation of transcription by RNA polymerase II
Cellular component (GO): nucleus
Molecular function (GO): protein binding; transcription corepressor activity
Source: RefSeq, a predicted model, not a curated record